GGGCACUGGUGGGUGCAUUGCUGGGCACAGGUGGGCGCACUGCUGGGCACACGCGGGUGCAUUGCUGGGCACAGGUGGGCGCACUGCUGGGCACAGGUGGGCGCACUGCUGGGCACAGGUGGGCGCACUGCUGGGCACAGGUGGGCGCAUUGCUGGGCACAAGUGGGCGGAACUUGUGUGUGGCACAGGUGGGCACCGAUCAUCAGGGCACUGAUGAUCAGUGACCCUGAUGAUCGGUGCUGAUCCCUGUUCUGACAACUGCCGGUUUUCGGCAGUACUUUCCUCACGAUCUGACAGCGUGAGGAAAGUGCAGCCGAGAACCGGCAUUUGCAU
Molecule: messenger RNA, 333 nt
Organism: Staurois parvus
Lineage: Eukaryota; Metazoa; Chordata; Amphibia; Anura; Ranidae
Source: the annotation of a GenBank genome assembly